Molecule: messenger RNA, 3915 nt
Organism: Paracoccidioides brasiliensis Pb18
Exons: 2
Coding region: 1-3915 (1304 amino acids)
Biological process (GO): mitotic cell cycle
Source: RefSeq, a predicted model, not a curated record
AUGACUUCCCAAACCGCAGCGGUUGCCACCCCAGACACCCCUCCGAAACGAAUGACCCGUGCGAGGGCUGCCCGAAUUACGGAAGCUUCCGACAUACCUACGAAGGCGCUCGCGAAAGAGACAGCAGCCGAUAAACUAACAGUGCCAACAAGAGGCAGGCCGAGGACAAAGACAGUCUCCGCUCCCACAGCUGCAAAACAAAAGGGGAGAAGUAAAACUGGAAGUGUCGCGGCAAGUUUAGAUACCAGCGAACCGAAGAAGCAGCCCGCGAAACGUGGAAGAAAGAAGGUACAAGAGGAGACUCCAGAAUCCAGCGAUGAUGAGAUGGACAUUGUGACUGUAAGGGCAAGGCCUAAAGCGCCAAAAGCGCCGUCUUCUUCGAAUAUGCCUACAAAUGUCAUAAGACCUGCUGUUGUGACGACCAAAAAAACGGUUCCAGCAGGGAAGGACAACAACGAGUCAGAAAAUGUCGGAAACGAUGAUGAUGAUGAUAAUGACGAUGACGACGAGCUGGCGCAGUUAGAGCUUCCAAAUCAAAGACCAGGAAGACCAAAAACCCUACCGACAUCUAAGAAUUGCAGGCCACUUGUUACUGAAAGCUCAGCAAAAGGCCCUAUCAGACGACCGAGGAAGGCAACUGCAGUGGUAGCAGACGAUAAAGGCAAAGUCACUAGCAAGAAAAUAUAUAUCUCAGCCGCUGCACUGACUGCUUCCUCAGUCGCUGCUAAAGCGAAAACAAGAGGAACGUCAGCCCCGAGGAAGGAAGUUAGUUUCUUGGACUUGGCCGCCGCCGAAUCCGACAAAGAGAACCACCCAAUUCCUUCCUCGACGGUCGCCGAGCUACAUCAUAAAAUUCAAAUGGGCAUCAAAGGGAAACCCAUUCGAAGAACCGCCACAACCACCGGUGAACGAAAAUUAACGACUGAUGGGAAAAAGAACGAACCGCUUUCACCAAAAAAAGCAACUCAGAUUGCCAAAUCCGGAUCCUCCGCCAGUUCAACAGAUAGCACUGAUGAUAAUCUUGGCUCACCGCGACCUCGGAUACCAUGCUACAAAGGAUCUCCAACUAAACAGAGUCCGCGCAGGCCAUUCGAUUCCGCAGUUAAAAAGAUCGACUUUGUCUCCCCUGUUAACAAAUCCAUGCUGGGUCAUUCUUUGACUCAGGCCUCUCAGAGCGAGAAACCUUUGUUCUGUCGUUCCGUCACGGAUGCCAUUUCCUCCGUUUCAAUGAUAUUAGCAUCGCCAGCAAGAAAACUUCCUCCUUCACCAUUGAAAGAAUCUAUGAGGGAUUCACCGCGACGUGCCCAUUCACAACCUACGGCCUCAAUAUCUCGCCCUGAAGGACCUGAUCCAAGAGAAAAUUCCCCAUUGAAAUCCACGCCCAAAAAGGGAAAAUUGAGCGCCUCUAUUUUUCAGUCACCCUUCAACCCCACAACCACACCAUUCAGGACCAAAUCUAUUUUACUACAAAGCUCAGCUAAACGGCCGCCCUCGCCAAUUAAACCGGUGGCUAGGGGUAGACCAGAGUCCCCCGCUUCGGGAACUGCAUCUGAAUUAAGACGUGAAGAUGCUUUUCUACAUCCUGCCAAGCAACCCUUAUCUUCGGAGAUAGAACGGGAAUCAACCACUGGAGCUGUCAACGAACAGCAGGUCAAAGCAGAGCCCAAGUCAGAUGACAUUAUUAUUGAUGGUCUCAUUAAUCUCGAUUUGAGUGUUCUUGAUGCCGUUCUGCCAACGGGCGAAAAUGGUGGGGAGAGCUGUCAACCUGUAGUGGACGAGGGAUCCGGCUAUGAGGAUACGAUGAAACCUCCCGCGCAGGAGAUGGAAGACCCUUUUAUCAUUACAGAUAUCACGUCCAUGCCACCUAGCCCCGUAGGCAAAUACGAGAUUAUCAACCCAGAUGCAAGCGUUAGUUCCUUAAGAAGCUACCAAUGCAUCCCUCCAGCUGCACCUUCUCCGCCAGCAUUUACGGCCAAGAGCCAUGUUCAGUUUGUAUAUCGUGACGACACGGCUGAGGAGUCCGAAGAUGAACUGAUGACGGAUACCAGCCCAUUAAAGUUUAAUAUUGCACAGUCGCGACGGGGAACUCUUUUCUGUAAUGCAACCCUAUCUGCAAUCGCAGACAACGACGAAGAUCCCGAAGAAAAACUUGGAUUUACUCCUCUAGCCGAGAAGCUAAGACAGUGGAACUCUAUCAGUCCAGUCAAGCGACGUUCUUCUCGAGUGCAAGGUAGAGGUAUAUUUUCACCUCUAAAGCAAAAUGAACCCAUUGCAAAUAGACAACAGGAUAUUGCAACAGACAUAGCAAUGAAACACGAGGCCCACCUUCUAACAACUUCUAGCACGUCAACUCCUUCUUUCUUCGAGGAUGCGAUGUCCAUGAAGCGUCACGAAAGCAUGGAGGCUCCCAUCCCUUCUAGCGGGUUGGAUGAUGAAACAGCUAUAGAGCCCGGUGACACCAAGAUGGAUGAGCUCAAUAUCCAUGAGAAGUGGACUCCAGAACCUGAUGAAGACAUUGAGGACGACGGUGAAACAUAUGAAAAUGCCGCCCCUUCGGAAUCCACAGUUCCAAUUGAUCUCCAUUACCUUGGUGAGAAUGAGAGCCAGAGGGAAUUAGCGGAGAAGGAAAACUCAAUUCUGCUUCCCAUGUCUGUUACUCCAGUUCGCUCCCGCGUCUAUCCUCGCACGAUCCAUACAGUCUCAAAGGUGCCUCUUCGACCCGAUGGCGAUGGGUCUGUGCUAAAGGUCCCUCGCAAAAGGAGUCGGUCCCUUUCUUCGCCUAGAAAGACUUCUAACGCGCACCUGGGCACGGGCAAAAGCCUGCCCACGAUUUCCCCACGGAAAAGGCAGGCAGCUCUGAAGCCUUUCUCUGAUGACAUUGUUGAAUGUGAACCCGAGCCUGAGCUCCCGGACGAAACACCAACCAAGUACAGCACAACGACAUGGCCUCAAGCCGCUGUGAAUCACCCAAAGAAGUCUCCUAGCAAUCCCAAGUCUAAAAAGGAGCGAGUUUUGCGAGGAGCCGUGGUGUUUGCGGACGUUCACACUGCUGAAGGCGCUGAUGCCAGCGGUAUUUUCGUGGAACUUCUAACACAAAUGGGGGCCAGAUGUGUGAAGUCAUGGUCAUGGAAUCCCCGAGCGAGCCUCUCUCCUGUGGAGGGUGUCGAUCCAAAAGAGGGAAAGGUUGGUAUUACACAUGUAGUUUUCAAAGACGGCGGAGUGAGAACAUUGGAAAAGGUUAGAGAAGCCAAUGGCCUCGUAAAAUGUGUCGGCGUCAGCUGGGUUCUUGACUGUGAACGUAAAAGUAAAUGGCUCGACGAAUCCAACUACGGUGUGGAUGUCAGUCUAGUUCCUCGAGGCGGCCAAAAGCGCAGAAAAAGCAUGGAGCCCAGAGUCCUAAGCAACAUGAAUGGGAGCAUCAUCAAACUUGAUUCAUCCACAUCCUCCAACAGUGGAAGAUGCAGUGUCACCGAUCGCGAAACAUUCCAGGAAUUGAUGGGCUUCUCUCCCACAGCAGAGUCAUCUAGGCGCGACUCAAUGGAGUGGCGCAGGGUACCAUCCACCCCACAGCCGGAAAAACGGAACCACUUCGCUAUCCAGCCAAAACCUACAAACCUUCCACCAAAUCCAAUGGCCGAGUCACCCACUACUCCUGAAUUCAACUAUGCUUUUGACUUUGAUGGCGCUUCCGCUCUUUCCCCUAUAACCCCGUUCCAUCCAUCGCAGGGAACCAAGUUAACCCAGCAGACAUGCCCGCCGAAGCAAUUGAGACAGGGCCUCUUUGAUGACAAGGGUCGCGACGAUGAUCAGAUGAGUGAAGGGUUGAAGCUCAGAUUGGAGGCGGCCAGGAGGAAGAGCUUGGUAUGGAAGCCAAAGGUUGGCAGUCCACUUGGACGUGCAGGGGUGAAUUUCUAG